AUGAAUGAAGCUCGGAUCCGCCAGCCUGUAUUUAUAUGCCCGGGGCCCGGCCCCCUUGUUGACGUCACCCGUCCCUCACUCGGCAAACUUCUCGAUAUCUCCGGCCCUUGUGAACCCAGCCCCGCACCGUCCGGCAAGAGCUUCACUUUUCCCGGAUGGACAAGGAGUGUGUAUCUUGGACCCUGCUGCCCCCAGAGGUGCGGCGUUUGGGAGGAUCCUCCAGCCCAGUCCCUUUGCCUGCUGGUUGACGUCCCAUCCAGACAACAUAACCAUCAAGACACCUGCCUAAAGCUCUGUGUCCACUACAGUCAGGGACAGCACUUGAGCGUGCCUUCCAUCCACAGCCGAAGGGUUCUGCCUGAAUUUUCAUCGAGACAUCAUUCUACAGGGCAGUUUUUGUUCUGUGGCAUUUCAAAGACGAGAAAGAUGCAGACAUUGAACCUCAGAUCCUCCUUUUUGCUGCGUAUCCAACCAGAGUGCCCCGUGGAAACCUGGGACGUCCCAGCAGAAGAGGUGCCCGGGAUGGCGCGGGGUCGAGUCCAGCGCCUCCACUGUCCCCCAUUCGGGGGCCGCCGCUCCGGGCCGGGGGAUCUUCCUCUCCAGGGGACCUUCCCAACUCAGGGAUGGAAUCCGUGUCUGCUGCGGUUCCUGCACUGGCAAGCGAAUUCUUUAACACCAGCCCCUAAGAGGAAGGCCCCAGAGGAGCUUGCUAUGGAUGGAGAGGCAGUGCAAAAGCCCGCCGGCCCACCCGCAAGGAAGAAAUUCCUCAUUCCUAUGGACGAGGGUGUGGUCCCUCCUCCUGGGGCCAAGCCUUUGUUCAGAUCCACACGGAGCCUGCCCACCGUGGAGACCUCACCCCCGCCAGACCCUCAGACCUAUGCUGAGUACGCCCUCUCUGGACCUCCAGGCAGGGCUGAAGCCACACGCCCUGUUGGGCCAGAACCCCUGGCAGGAGAGGCCCCAAAACCAGGAGCAAAAUCCAACAGCAUCAUUGUGAGCCCCCGGCAGAGGGGCAACCCAGUGCUGAGGUUCGUGCGCAACGUGCCCUGGGAGUUCGGGGAUGUGCUCCCCGACUACGUGCUGGGCCAAAGCACCUGUGCCCUCUUCCUCAGCCUCCGCUACCACAACCUCCACCCAGACUACAUCCACCAGCGGCUACAGAGCCUAGGGAAGAACUAUGCCCUGCGGGUCCUGCUCGUCCAGGUGGACGUGAAAGAUCCUCAGCAGGCCCUCAAGGAGCUGGCUAAGAUGUGUGUCCUGGCCGACUGUACCCUGAUCCUGGCCUGGAGCCCCGAGGAGGCCGGGCGGUACCUGGAGACCUAUAAGGCCUACGAGCAGAAGCCGGCCGAUCUCCUGAUGGAGAAGCUGGAGCAGGACUUUGUUUCCCGGGUGACUGAAUGUCUGACCACCGUCAAAUCAGUCAACAAAACGGACAGUCAGACCCUCCUGACUACUUUUGGGUCUCUGGAACAGCUCAUAGCUGCAUCCCGGGAAGAUCUGUCUUUGUGCCCAGGCCUGGGACCCCAGAAGGCCCGAAGGCUGUUUGAUGUCUUCCACGAGCCCUUCUUGAAAGUGCCCCACUGA
Messenger RNA from Rangifer tarandus platyrhynchus (Svalbard reindeer), 1584 nucleotides. Lineage: Eukaryota; Metazoa; Chordata; Mammalia; Artiodactyla; Cervidae. The record is from the annotation of a GenBank genome assembly.